Messenger RNA from Nomascus leucogenys (northern white-cheeked gibbon), 2889 nucleotides. It is a transcript of the gene TREX2, whose product is annotated as three prime repair exonuclease 2. Gene Ontology annotation, cellular component: cytoplasm. Lineage: Eukaryota; Metazoa; Chordata; Mammalia; Primates; Hylobatidae. The record is from RefSeq and is a predicted model, not a curated record. Bases 1772 to 2482 code for a protein of 236 amino acids. The transcript has a single exon. Gene Ontology annotation, biological process: DNA catabolic process. Gene Ontology annotation, molecular function: nucleic acid binding; 3'-5'-DNA exonuclease activity.
ACCCUGCUCCCUCCUGGCACCAUCUCCUUUGCUUCCCCAAGGUCCCUGUGGGCACACAAGGCAAGGAGGCCAGGAGGAGCUGGGUGCCAGACCCCCUCCAUCCCAGUCGCCUGAGGCAUCCCCUAGCCACCACUGUGAGAGCUGGGAGGCCAGGCAGGCCUGUGGUCACCACGGUACAGGUGCACCACCUGAUUUACAGGCCAAGGGACUCCUCUUGGUCACCCCUCUGUGCCCCCAGCAUGGGGCUGGCCCUGCAGUGCACCCACCAUCAAGGGCUGGUGUCUCUUGCUCCAGAAUGAGGUCUUCAGGGCGCCACUGCUCGCAGGACCGGGAAGGACCUGGUGCCCUUUGCCUGGAGCGGGAUGGGCAGGGCAGGUCCCUGAGCCUGGGGUCCGAGGGACUGGGCUUCACUCCUCCUGUAGUCCCGGCACUCCUGGCCCACCCCCUAACGUUGCUUGUCUGUGGUGGAGGAAGCAUUAGCUCAGCUGUGGCCCGCACAGCUCCUGGGCCAGGCCCACCUCCCUUCCUUCCCCAGCAGCUGCUGUUAGGUGCACGGUAGACAUGAUGAAGCGACGUCCUUAAAGCAGAUAGCAUUUCCCCUUCACAGUGGGAAAUGAGCCCGCAAGCCGUGUGAGCCGGGGUGGGCAGCGUGUGGGCUGCCCUGAGGCUGCCCCAUCCCUAGGUUUUGGGGGAGCACCCCUUCCCCUUUGGAGGCUGAGCACGGCAUGUGUGGGCACCUUGGUCACACUCCAGAGCUCGCUUCAUUCCCACGAGCGGCACCUGAUCUCCAGUGACAGGGGAGACUGAGGCCUGGCAAAGAGGACCUGUUGCCUUUGUGUAACUGGCCCUAGCAUGGGGGAGGCAUUGACCCCAGGCCUGCCAGGCCUGGCAGCCACAGCCUGGCUGGGUGGAGGUUUACUGCCUUCUGCACCGCUCUGGCUUCUUCCCUGUGCCUGUGAAGAGCUUGGGGCCUGCUUCCUAAUCUGUAAACAUGGGGCGUGUGUCUCAGUGGCUGUGAGCUAGCGAGGGGGCGGCGAGUGAGCCGGCUGCGCAGGUCCUGAGGCCCCAGGCCUCAUUGUUGGCCAACAGGCAGCUGGGGGCGGGCUGUGGCCGCUGAUUAAAGGCCGCCUAGAGCAGCCUGUGCGGCGACAGGUGCCCAGAAGCCCAGGAAGCCGGUCAGUGCCCGCCCCAGGUAAGCUGGUGUGGUGGGGUUGGCAAGGACAGUCUCCCCGGGAGCCUGGGGGCAAGCAGGCAGAGGCCAGCUCGGGGCCAGCACCUGUGUGCCAGGGACGAGGCUGGGGAGGUCGAGCCCAGGGGGAGCUGGGCGCACUGCAUGGGCUCUUUUCGGGUGGCUGCUUGCCUGCUUCCCGGCAGCUGGUUCCAGGGCUGGAGACCCAGAGUGCUAUGCCCCAGGUUCCCAGCCAAGGCAUUCUGGUGAAGGGGCUGGACCCCGCCGAGAUGCAGUCCCUGAGCUGCCUUUGCCUCUCUCAAUCCCUGCUGGGGACUGUGGCUGGAGGCAGGCAGUAGAGCGCUCUGAGGCCUGCCUUUUCUGUUCAGUAGGUGACAGGAGUGGGGCUGAUGCUCCCAGAGCCAAAGGUCACAGGUGCUGUGGUCAGGGGUGGCAGGAAGUGAGCCCCGGAAGGGUCAGAGCUUUGGCUAGGGGGAGGAUGGUACACAGCAGGGCCCAGGCGAACCCCUCUCUCCAGUCCUCAGGGUUUGUGCCUCUCGCUCUGGCAGUUUGAGGACUUGCUGUCCCCGUGGGAACAUCACCAUGUCCGAGGCACCCCGGGCCGAGACCUUUGUCUUCCUGGACCUGGAAGCCACUGGGCUCCCCAGCGUGGAGCCUGAGAUUGCUGAGCUGUCCCUCUUUGCUGUCCACCGCUCCUCCCUGGAGAACCUGGAGCGCGACGAGUCUGGUGCCCCAGUGCUGCCCCGGGUCCUGGACAAGCUCACGCUGUGCAUGUGCCCAGAGCGCCCCUUCACCGCCAAGGCCAGCGAGGUCACCGGCCUGAGCAGCGACGGCCUGGCCCGAUGCCGGAAGGCUGGCUUUGAUGGUGCCGUGGUGCGGACGCUGCAGGCCUUCCUGAGCCGCCAGGCAGGGCCCAUCUGCCUUGUGGCCCACAAUGGCUUUGCUUAUGAUUUCCCCCUGCUGUGUGCCGAGCUGCGGCGCCUGGGUGCCCGCCUGCCCCGGGACACUGUCUGCCUGGACACGCUGCCGGCCCUGCGGGGCCUGGACCGCGCCCACAGCCACGGCACCCGGGCCCGGGGCCGCCAGGGUUACAGCCUCAGCAGCCUCUUCCACCGCUACUUCCGGGCAGAGCCAAGCGCGGCCCACUCAGCCGAGGGCGACGUACACACCCUGCUCCUGAUCUUCCUGCACCGCGCCGCAGAGCUGCUCGCCUGGGCAGAUGAGCAGGCCCGCGAGUGGGCCCACAUCGAGCCCAUGUACUUGCCGCCCGAUGACCCCAGCCUGGAGGCCUGAGCACCAGGGCCACCUCCUGUGCCACGGACAGUGCCAGCCUCCACCGUUCAGCUGGCCUCUACCACCCCCGGUUCCUCCUAUCUGGGCAGCUGCAGGUCUGUGCACCUGCCAGGCCUUCCCUGGCUGCCUGACCAGCCAUACAGCCCUGGAUUCCUCUCCAGGCCCUGCUUCCAGGGCCGUGCUCUCCCGGCCAGGCUGCGUGCCCAGCAGAGUUUGCUGUUUCCCAAUAAACAUUGCCAACUACUCACCCUCUGACUCGCUGGCCAGAUACUAGGGGCUGGGCUCCCUCGGCCCCCCUGCUGAGCAGGGCCAGGCGGUGAGCCAUGCCGGGGCCAGCACAAGACCUCCAGGGCCGCCCCCCUAUGGCCUCUCCCUGCGGUGAGGACCGUGGGUGGCUGGGUAGGGAG